CACAUUAACCACGCUAAUUGGCUUUGUCUUUCGCUGUUGACCCGCGAAGGUCACAUCACAUCUCAUCACAUCUCGGUCUCCAUCGAGAGUAAACCACGUCAUACACUCAGACCCCUUGCAGUCUUUGUCCGUAUCUUCACUAGGGCGAUGCCGAAAUAUAAGCUUUCGUACUUUCCACUUAGAGGAAGAGCCGAAGCCAUCAGAAUAACUUUCGCGGUGGCUGGAGUUGAGUUCGAUGACAUCCUAGUAAAUCCGGAAGAGUGGUUUACAAAGCUGAAACACUGUGAGUAUAAUAAGAGUUACGUGGCGUUCUCUACGCCGAUGUAAAAAUGUAGCGAAUAUAAGAUGCAAAAUGUUUGGUGCGAGGUUUAUCGUCCUCGUCACACAAUAUGAGCAGUGGGAUGGACUGCGCAGAAAAUAUUUGUGCGUGCUUCGCUCGAGAAUUAUCUCAAAUCUUAAUGUAUAACCUCAGGAGAUGUUGAUGUAGUCAAAUCUGUCAACUUGUGCAAAUCAUAACCAGUUGGGUCGCGUUUACAAACAUUUACAGUCAAUUUCUGUCACAAAAGAAAUGCCACUUUUACUCAAACAACGCUUUCACAAUCUCUUUAACCGAGAAAUAGAUGGUUUCUGACUGCUGAACGGGUAUUUCUCGCCAAAGGACUUUGAUCGAAAUCGCUGUACUACGAAAAAAAUUUAAGUGUCAGAUUGCUUUUGAAUGAUUACACUUUUAAUCGCAGCAGUUUUGUGUCAUCAAUUGUUUGUUUUGGACGUCAUUUAGAAACAAUCAAUCCAGUUGCCAUUAUUUCAAUUGUCAAACAAAACGAAUCGUUAGUGCAAAGAAAUAUGCGAUUUGAGUGCCUGAUAGGAGAGCCUUUGUGCUGCUCCCGAGGGAGGGGUGAGGAGGAAGGAUUGGUUAAUCUAGGUCUCAAAUGUACCACGGGAAAUGGAAUGGAGGUGGGGUUUCGUUGUAAGGAGACCCAAACCAAAAGGUAAUGAAAGGUCUCUUUGUUUUGUUAUUUUGUCAGCUGGAUUAAGCCCCUCUGGACAGCUACCAAUCCUCGAGGUCGAUGGCACAGUCCUUACACAAUCCAAGGCUAUUUUAAGCUAUUUGGCUAAGGAAUUCAGUAAGUCACGAUCAUCUCUUAUUUUUAAUAAACAUACUUAUCAACUCUUGUUUAAUAGAAGAUUGUUAAAUGAACAUUCCAACCCAUUCCCGCUCCGUAAUGAAAUUAUCCCCAAUUCUUGUGACGACUGGGUGACGAACCAAGAGAACGACAGCGCUUGCAUAAAAGCUACGGUUUAGCGAUGAAUAAUAAGUUGAAAGAUGUUGUCUAUGAAACUCUCACGAAAACGUACGCCAACCACUCAACUUCAGGAAAAACUUGGAUUCUUCUCUGUACCACUUUGAUAUGAAUGAAAAUGUCAUUUAGAAAUAGAUUUGAUCUUGCCAUGUUACAGUCCAUUCACCCAGUAACCUGCUAAAACAUUCCAGCUACUUGCCCGUUUUUUUCGUUUUGGUUGUUUUUAUUCUAUGUAAUCAAACAUUUUCCCUAAACAUUUUCCCUUUCCUGUCGAAUGUUUAUGCAAACGCGAACUGCAUUUAACUUUCAGAUCUUGCUCCAAAAGGCAAUCUUCAGCAGGCUCAGGCAGAUUCUUUGGCUCACGUGGUCAACGAAUUAGAGACCACACUAACAGAGGCGUAUGGGGAGAAAGACCCCGAAAGAAAGGUUUGAUGAUCCCGUUGUUGACUUCCGGGACGAACGAACGAGCGAGCGUUGAAGUCCCACCUAUCUUAGCUUUCAUGGAGGUAGGGUCUGAAGACAAACUAAUUUGCGGUUUGCGAAACCUAAUUUUCUUCUUCGUAUAUGAAUCAGGAAAAAGGUAUGAAGACCGCCACCGAAGAAGUGAUUCCAGAUAAAUGUGGAUACUUUGAAAAGAUCUUGUCAGCUAAUAAAAAUGGAUUCUUCAUUGGUGAAAAGGUAGGCCGACAAGUGUGGCCUGAGGGCAGGCCUUCGAUAUAUUAGCGUAUCUGGAUGCGUGUUUCUCCGCCCGCGAGAAAAUUUGAGACACGAGUCGGUGAGAAGUUUGCCGGAGACCUGGCACUGAUAAUCAGCCCCACAACUCCUACAGACCUCGCGCCCGCUCGCGCUGCUCGACUUCAUGCUUUUCCCGCGGGAAGAAUGGCUCAUCCAGAAUCGCUCAUAAUAAGACCCUGCCAGUAGCCUAGCCAAAAAGAGGCGUGAUUUCGCAACAUUGACGUUCUACAAUGAUCAUCAAAUCAAGUCAUUAGAUUCACCCCAGACACCAAAAAAAUUUGUCACAAUUUUUUUUAAUCAGAAACUAUCCUGGCAACUGCCCUGUUUAUCAUUUCACAGUAUGAGGCGAGUCAGCGGUGACAAGUAUGACGAAAACAACAUCAACAGAUGUAAUUUAAAUUCUUUACUUUAAUGCGCAUAGGUCCUCAUUUUUAGCGCUACAGGAUGCGUGCUUCUCUACCUGCAAGAAGACUUGAGACGAGUCAGGCAGAGAUUUGCGUGGGGUCUGGCACUAACAUCCCUACACCCCUUACCAGACCUCUCGCCGGCCUGCGUUGCCUUAAGACGUCGUACUUAACUGCAGGCCAAGAAAAGCUUAUGGCGAAGCGUUUAUGCAAAUAAUGAUAUUAAUGAUAGAAACAAAAACAAUGAGUGACCAAUUAAGGCGGUUUAAGAAGCAGUGACGAUAUACCCGAUAUACAUGAUAAUGAUGACGAUUACAAUGUCAUCGUCGACAGCGGUCUUGCUGGCAAUAAUGGAGUGAGUGAUGUUUUCAAUAACUAACAUCAACGUGUUGUUUUUCUACAGUUGACUUAUGCCGAUAUCGUGGUCUUCACCUUUUUAAACAGUUAUUUCAUGAAGGGAAAAGCUGAAGGAAUUCCCGAGGGUUUGAAAAAGUUUCCCUCUUUGUCGGCUUGGUACGAACGUGUCCGAACGCAGCCGAAGAUUUUGGAGAAGUUGAAGAAUCCGACAGACGGAUUCGUGGAUUACAUCUAUUGA
Molecule: messenger RNA, 3035 nt
Organism: Pocillopora meandrina
Lineage: Eukaryota; Metazoa; Cnidaria; Anthozoa; Scleractinia; Pocilloporidae
Source: the annotation of a GenBank genome assembly